Diospyros lotus (date-plum) is the source of this 2436-nucleotide messenger RNA. RefSeq lists its product as uncharacterized. Gene Ontology annotation, molecular function: asparagine synthase (glutamine-hydrolyzing) activity. The record is from RefSeq and is a predicted model, not a curated record. NCBI's taxonomy places the organism in Eukaryota, Viridiplantae, Streptophyta, Magnoliopsida, Ericales, Ebenaceae. The transcript is spliced from 14 exons. Bases 34 to 2112 code for a protein of 692 amino acids.
CUAUACCUAUGUUCAUACGAAUAUCUAAACUCUAUGUUCUCUGCUUCGAACCAAGAUGCAUCCACAUGUUUUAUUUUAUUCAGCACUGUUCAUAAUUUUCAGUAUCUGGAAUAUGCCGAUUGGAGGAUAGGUACUCCUUUUGGUGUUUCUUUUCUUCUUAAGUUUAGCUGGACGAAAACACCUCCUUCUACCUCAUCUACCCUGGCAAUUCCAUUGUUUUCUCUAGAUGAUCUCAAAGCAGCUUUAUGGAGAAGAGGUCCUGAUAGCUUGGGAAGCAAGAAGGUUGUUCUUCGUUCAAAGAUUUCAUCCUCCGCUGAGGGACAUGAUAUUCUAUCGCUUGCAGAGGGAGAAGAAGCGAUAAAUAGUGAUUUGCAGUUUUGUUCUAAUUCAUGUUAUUGUAGUUCUUCUGUAAGUGAAGAACCAUGUAAGGUAGGUAAUGGUCUUGAUAGAUCUAAAUGUAUUGCUGAACUACAUUUUAUUGGUGCCACAUUGCAACUUAGGGGUGUAACUCCUAUUAAUCAGCCACUGGUGGAUACAUCUGGGAAUAUCCUUGUUUAUAAUGGUGAAAUAUUUGGAGGAAUUCAUGUUAGCAGUGAUAGCAAUGAUGCUGAAGUUCUAAUGGAAUAUCUAGCCAAGUGCUGUUCCUCAAGCCCACAGGAACAUAUAAGACCAUGCAGCAGUGGGAAUGAGCAAAAUUCUGUUCCCGCUCUUCUUUCAACAAUUAAGGGACCCUGGGCUUUAAUUUAUUGGCAGGCUAGUUCAAGAACUGUGUGGUUUGGUCGAGAUGCUUUUGGAAGGCGGAGUCUUCUUGUUCACUGGCCAACUUCUAUGGAUUCUCGUCUUCUGUUAUCCUCUGUAGCACCACCACAUUCCAUCAAUAAGAGUUCAGAUCUCGGAGAAGAAUUUGGAAUGAGUGAAUUAAACUUCUGGGAAGAGCUCCCUUGUGGGGUAUAUAGUAUACAAUUAGGUGCUGCAAAGUUGGAUGCUAAUGUGUUUGGUGAAGUCAAAAGACAUGAAUGGACCGAUCCUAUGUUAAAUGAACUGAUCAAGUUUGAGAGAACAUCUGUUCUACCUAAACCCGAGGUGUUGAAUGGUUCUGAACGCCUCCUACAAACUUCAAAAGAAUUGCCAGCACAGGCAUUUCUGAUUACCCUGAGAGAAGCUGUGAUUGCACGCAGUAAAUUAAAUUUGACUUUCAAGGCAGAGAAGUGUGAUAAUAAACAAAAAGGUGAUGCUCCAGUGGCUGUGCUUUUUUCUGGUGGACUGGAUUCGAUGAUACUUGCAGCACUACUGGACGAGUGCCUGGAUCCCAAAUAUGAAAUUGAUCUGCUUAAUGUAAGUUUCGAUAAUGAGUCUGCCCCUGACAGAAUUUCUGCCCGGGCUGGUGUAAAGGAGCUGAAAAGAAUUUCCCCAUUAAGAAGGUGGAAACUUGUAGAGAUUGAUGCUGACUUGUCAAACUUAACUUCGGAGACCAAGCAUGUCAUGUCACUGAUAAAUCCUGCAAAGACUUAUAUGGACCUUAAUAUUGGUUUAGCAUUAUGGUUGGCAGCUACUGGUGAUGGUUGUGUGUAUGAUGAAGGCAUUUACAGUAAUAAUGCUGAUAAUUAUAAUAAUCAGGAUUAUCGACGGGUUAAGUACAAGUCUGAGGCCAGGAUCCUCCUUGUUGGUUCUGGUGCAGAUGAGCAAUGUGCAGGCUAUGGGCGGCAUAAGACAAAGUACAGGAAUGGAAGUUGGAUUGGGCUACAUGAAGAAAUGAAAUUAGACAUGCAGAGAAUUUGGAAAAGAAACCUAGGAAGAGAUGAUAGGUGUAUUGCUGAUAAUGGCAAGGAGGCUAGAUUUCCUUUCUUGGACGAGCAUGUUAUAAGAAGUCUGCUUGAUAUUCCUUUGUGGGAGAUUGCUGAUCUUGAUCAACCAAGUGGAAAGGGGGAUAAGAAGAUUCUCAGAGAGGUUGCUCGAUUGCUGGGUUUACAUGAAGCUGCUGUUCUACCUAAAAGAGCCAUCCAGUUUGGUUCGAGAAUUGCUCGGGAAUCGAACCGCAAGAAUUUUGGAAGUAAUCGUGCAGCAAACCAAGCAUCUGCAGGAAGUGUGGAUAUUUACCAGCAACCAAAUUAAGUUGACAGGUGGUGUAAAGAAGCCCAAUGCCUUCGUGUGUUUAGUGGUGUGUUGUUUAGAGCUUAUUUCUGGUGACAACACUGAUGAGAAGUUGGGAGCAUUUGCAACAUUUUCCCUCUCUCAAUGAUGAGGCUGAAACUAUAUAUCAGAUGGGCCUGGGAGAUUUGUGCGGGUUCUGCAAAUGACAGGGGCGUCCUCUAAUUUGAGGGAUCCAUGUUUGGCUAUUGUUAACUCCUACUUGUUAUCAGCCUUGCCAUGAAUUACAGUUGUAGUUUUUGGUAACUAAAACAUGGCAAAAUUAUACAAAUAUUGUUGGAUCACAAA